Rhizopus microsporus ATCC 52813 is the source of this 442-nucleotide messenger RNA. Its product is annotated as thioredoxin-like protein. Lineage: Eukaryota; Fungi; Mucoromycota; Mucoromycetes; Mucorales; Rhizopodaceae. The transcript has 2 exons. Bases 15 to 335 code for a protein of 106 amino acids. The record is from RefSeq and is a predicted model, not a curated record.
UUUUUUGUUCAAUCAUGGAUCGAUUUUUAGAACCCAAGAGCAUCUCAGAAUUUAAAGACUUGAUCGGUCAAGAUAAACUUGCGUUUGUUCAAUUCACAGCCAAGAUGUGUCAUCCUUCUGAUAUGAUAAAAGGUUAUCUUGAUCAACUCAUAGAAAAGCAUCCAAAUGUUGUAUUUGUCAAAGUAUAUGUGGAUCAACAUACAGACAUUGCUUCCGAGUACAAUGUGACAACUACACCAAAUUUUAUGUUUUUCAAAAAAGGCCAAAAACUUGACGAGAUUGCUGGUAUUGAGCAUAAUCAAAUAAGUGCCACCUUUGCUAGUCUGACAGACUAAAAUCUGGGUUUUUACACCAUUUCCAGAAAGAAGAGUCGCGCUGACUUGUUGCUUUUUCGUAUAAAUUGUAUUAUAAAAAUUGCAAAAAUGCGAUUUUACUUUCUGAA